CAAACUUGCAAUUUGGGUGGUGUACUCGCGUGUAAUUUUUCUCAUUAAACUUAUCGUUUGGCCGUUAUAUUGAACAUUUAUCUACACUAAAGAGCGAAUGCGCCAUGGAUUUUUGUUUGGGACGGUUAAUGUAGCUUCGGAUAAAGUAGCCACACACUGGUCGAAGUUUAUUCACUUUGUUGGAUGUUUUUGUCAGUGACAAGAGUUUGGCGCGCCCGGGUGUAAUUGGAAGUUACCACUGGUGGUAUGACCGAGUUUAACGAAGUACUUCAUUUUGGCUCUUCUUCAAUUUCUUCGCGAAGAUGGAGACCUGCACACACGUCUUCCAGAUCUCUGGGAUCAAAAUCCGCGAUGAGAAGAGAGUUCUGAUCCAGGGAAUUCAGCAGCUGGGUGGGAAAUACAUUGGUGGCUCAGUAUAUCAGCACGCUUGCACCCAUCUCAUAAUCCCUCAGGUGUUGUCCAGCGAGAAGUUUUUGGCAGCUUGUGCUGCAGGAAAGUGGGUUGUAACUCCCGACUACGUGCUGGACAGUGUUAAGAAUGGCUCCUGGCUCGCAGAGGAAAUCUAUGAGGUGGCCAUUUCCACAGGUUCCUCCGCUGCCUUCUACCCUGUCAAACAGUGGAGAGAGAAAGUGGCCAGUGGGAGACUGAAAGGGGCCUUUCAGGGCUGGAGGGUGCUCCUUAUGGUCCAAGGGUCCACACGCAGAGCAAUGUUCAAACGACUCCUAAAAGCAGGCAGGGCUGAGGUAUAUCACUGCCCUCCCCCCUCUUAUGCCUCUAUCACUCAUGUCAUGGCGAAACCUGUUACAGAAUCCUCAAAAUCCCACAGUGCUCCUUGUUACCCUGUGAGCCACAUAGUCCAGCACCUCUUUGGGACUGAAAGCCUAUUGUUUGGGGGUCAAAGCAAUCGUGUGGAUAUGAAUUUCAACAUGACAGAAGAGCAAGAGGCUCAUCCAGCAGAUGUGAAGGAGAAUUUCUCUACUCUGGAGGCGGAGCUUAAGACAUAUAUCAAACAAGUGGGCCAGCCAAGACUGUGCUUCCUUGAAUAUUUGGGCUACCAUGACCCCUAUAGUCCCCUGGCUCAGGCAACAAAAAUGGACUUCAGCAAUGUUGGCUGCAUGAUAGAGUGUGGCCUCUUCACUGAAGCCUUGGACUCAAUCAGAAGUGGUGUGUACCCAGGCCUCCUGCCACCGGCGCCGCACCUGAUCUCCCUCUUAGAAUACGCUCAGCAGGGUAACGCCACAUCUGUCUUCAUGAGAAAUUUCCAGCAGGUCCUUGAUAAACUGCUUAUUACCAACCCUCCCUGGAUGGCUCCCAAGUCAGUGAAACAGUAUUUUACUCAAGUGCUGCAGUGUCCUCGGUGUAAGAAGGGCUUGUGGUCUUUUCUAGAGACAGCCAUCAGAUAUUCUAUGUCUAGUGAAGAGACCUGUCACGCACUUCCUGGACCUGGCCUUCCAACAUUGUUACACUUCCACUGUUACAUCCUGACUCUCUUCCUGAAGAUCUUCCAGGGGGAGCUCCACUCAGUCACUGCCGGAGAGUUUGUGCAGCUCCAAGGAGCCCCUCCAGCAUCAGCAUCAGGAUCUUUGCUCUAUAGAACCUUCUGGACUGUGUGGGAGCGCUCCACCCUCUUGUCCAGUGCUGUAAAACAACUAAUGCAGCUUUUGAUACAGGCUGCCAUGACUGAGUACGCCGAGAGGGAUGAGAAGCAGAAGUUGCACUUGGCAGACACCCUACUGGAUUUCCUGUCUGUGUUGGUGGAGUUUUGGUGUCAGCAGCAUUUCAAAUUAAACCAGACACUAGUGGAUAAAGGCCUGAAAGACUUGUCAGAAUAUCUUGCUGUCAUUAGCCAGGAUUUAUCUCCAAAUAUUUUGGUAGAACUGGUUAUCAGGGUUCGCUCUACCAGGCUUAAGUUGAUGGUGGCUGAUGCCAUAUUCAGGAAUCUCUGCUGCAGAAAUGGAUGCACUAUGGGAGAUGAACCUCUGUCACUCAAGAAAAUGGUGCUUUUCUACCUGCCUGCUCUGGGAAGUUUGGCUCUGAGUCCCAGUGGUACUCGCCUCAGGACUGAGCCCAGCUCACACAGCUGCACUAGUCAGGGGACCGACUGCAGACCUCAAAACUCUUUGGAGAAUGAAACCUGCUCGGAGAAAGAGAACAUCCCCAGAGGUUUGAACAGAGUCAACGCAGUAGGAGAGACCCUCCUCCACAGAGCUUGCAAGAGGAACCAAGUGGAAACGGUGCUUCAGAUCUUGGUGCUUCCUGGCAUAGACAUCAAUGUUAAAGACCAUGCAGGCUGGACACCUCUGCACGAGGCAUGCAACCACGGCAGCACCGAGUGUGUGGAAGCUUUGCUGCACCACCACCCUUCCCCUGUGCUUAAUAAUCAGGUGGAUGGAGUGAGUCCACUGCACGAUGCCCUGCUAAAUGGACACAUGGACAUUGCCAAAAUGCUGCUGGAACAUGCAGGAUCUGUCCUUCUACGCCAGACGGAUGGCCACGGUCGGGUCCCGCUGGAUCUAGUCUCUGAGCCAAGUCAGAGGGAAGAGCUCCUCCAUAGUGCACAGCUUGGAGACACAAAGUUUUUGAGAAAUAAAGCAACUGAAGUUAACCUUCCCCUCUUGGAGGCUGGAUCAUCUCUGCUGUCCCUACUCAUUUUCUCCUACCUCAGGGAAACAGGCAUUCCUCACCACACACCAACCAGCGACAAGCACCACAGCCUGGGCUACCGGCUGGUCAGGGCACUGGAGAGGCACUCCUUCCAAAAAGUGACUCAGGGCUGGGCAGACCAGCGGGCAGUGAGGCUGGUAGAAGAUGUAGAGACAUUGUGGGAGCUCAGCCAAGGGAAGUACCAGGGACAGGUGUCUCAGGGUGUAAUAGAGUGCAAAGGAGAGAACACACAGUUCCUGAUGAGGGUAUUAGAGGAUCUUAGGUCGCGAGGAGAAGCACUAGUAGGUGAUCUGUAAGGUUAAAGGAUCACUUUACACCACACUGAAGCUGACUUAAAUGCAUAACCUGUGAGUGAAAGUGAACAAAAAGGUAACUUUUUAUUACAUGGUCCUAAAAUUUGCCAGGGCCUUAAAAUAGGUCCACAGGGCAAAAAAUAAGUCUUCCUGUGGAUAUCUGCCUCUAAAGCAAGCAUGCAAGUUCAAAGCUGUUCAUUUCUUAAGUGCUACAAUUUUAUACCUACUAAUACCUAAUGUUCAUUGGCUUGGUCUGUUUAUAUUGUAUAUUUUCUGGAGUUUUACAAGUUCUGUGUU
This is a messenger RNA of Pundamilia nyererei, 3254 nucleotides long. It is a transcript of the gene slf1, whose product is annotated as SMC5-SMC6 complex localization factor 1. NCBI's taxonomy places the organism in Eukaryota, Metazoa, Chordata, Actinopteri, Cichliformes, Cichlidae. Gene Ontology annotation, cellular component: nucleus; site of double-strand break. Bases 303 to 2960 code for a protein of 885 amino acids. The record is from RefSeq and is a predicted model, not a curated record. Gene Ontology annotation, molecular function: protein binding. Gene Ontology annotation, biological process: positive regulation of double-strand break repair; DNA damage response; protein localization to site of double-strand break. The transcript has 18 exons.